AUGGAACCUGUUAUUCAAGUUUACGCGCCAACUUCUGAAAGCAGUGAAGAAGACCUUGAGGCUUUUCACAGUGAUCUUGAUGAUGCUUUAGAAACAUGUAAAUCUCAAAAAGUUGUUAUUGUGAUGGGUGACCUGAAUUCAAAAGUUGGCUCAGAAAAAAUACAUGACGUGGUUGGUCCUCAUGGGAUAGGUGAAAGAAAUGUAAGAGGAGAAAAGUUGAUUGAAUGGCGCGUCACAAGUGAUCAAGUUAUUACCAACACAUGGUUUGAAAAUAAACUUGGAAGAGUCCCGGAGACAAGUCUGUUAAAAAUUGAUGAGAUCAAGGUCAUGUAUAACGUUGAAGUACGGAAUCGUUUUCAGUUAUUGACGGAAGACUUAUGUAAAUCUAAAUAUAAAAUAUUUAAAGAUGCCCUCACAGAAUCAGCAAAAAGAGGUCAUAAAAGGAUAAGAGAUGUCAUCGUAUCUCGGAUGGGUGAACGAAGGAAAACAAAGGAGAAAUGGUUAAAUGACAAGUGCGAAUUCAUUGAAAAGAUCAAAAACAAUAAUACAAAUGGAAAAAAGGCUUGUACCGUUUUUGGAUGCAUAAAAGCUAAAUCCGACAAGGGCAGUUUAGAUUUUUUAGUCACAUCAUGCGGAAGGAAAGAAUGGAAAAUCUAA
Helobdella robusta is the source of this 657-nucleotide messenger RNA. RefSeq lists its product as hypothetical. The coding region runs from base 1 to 657 and encodes 218 amino acids. The transcript has 4 exons. Lineage: Eukaryota; Metazoa; Annelida; Clitellata; Rhynchobdellida; Glossiphoniidae. The record is from RefSeq and is a predicted model, not a curated record.